CUGGCGGGUGCAGGCCGGUUUGAAGGCUCGGUGAUCGAGGAGCGGCGAAAGGGGGCCGAGGACUUGCUUCGCUUUACUGUGCACAUCCCCGCACUCAACAACAGCCCGCAGCUCAAGGAGUUCUUCCGGGGUGGGGAGGUGACACGGCCCUCCGAGAUGUCCAGAGACGUGCAUAUCCUGCCACCCCCUCUGAUCCCCACACCGCCCCCUGGUGAACCCCGCGUGCAGCCUCAUGAGCCCUGGUUGCCCCAGCCGCUCCCUGCAGAGAGGAGGGGCCUCGAGGAGUUGGAGGUGCCAGUGGACCCCCUGCCAUCCAGCCCUGCCCAGGAGGCCCUGGAUCUCCUCUUUGACUGUGGGAGCACCGAGGAGGCGUCCAGUUCCCCCGGCCAAGGCCCCCUCACCGAGGCUGAGCUUGCCCUCUUUGACCCCUUCUCCAAGGAAGGGCUGGGGAAGGGAAAGAAGGGACUGGAGGGGAAAGGCAAGAGUGGUGUCACCAUGGCUGAUGAACCGGCCACAGAAGGUGUAGGCCCCAGUCCUACCCACAUGGGUGAGCUGGCAGCAUUGGAGGCAGAAUCUGAAAGACUGGACCAGGAACCUUGGGAGCCAGGAGGGCAGGCGGAGGAAGAGGACGAGGAAGGAGGGCCCGCCCCUGCCUAUCUGAGUGAAGCCACAGAGCUCAUCACCCAGGCCCUACGGGAUGAGAAGGCAGGCGCCUACCCUGCAGCUUUGCAGGGCUACCGGGAUGGUGUGCACAUCCUGCUUCAGGGAGUUUCUGGUGACCCAUCACCUGCCCGCCGGGAGGGUGUGAAGAAGAAGGCGGCUGAGUACCUGAAGCGGGCAGAGGAAAUCCUGCACCUGCAUCUAUCCCAGCUCCCACCCUGAGACGGGAGAGGACCCUUUCCCAGGACUCUAGCUCCAGCACUGCCAGCCACCCUGUUCUCCUCUCCCUGGUGCCUGGCCUGAUCUCCUGGUCUUGUAACUCCAGAGGCCAUUUCUGUGUGUAACUGGACCAAGAAUGAGACAAAUAAUGAAUUCUCAGCUCCCUGACCACACCUGCCACCUUGGAAUCAGGGACUCACACGUCUGAUCCUGCCUGUCUCUAUCUUGAUAUGUGAGCAGCAGCUCUGGUCCCUAGGCUCUUUGUUUAUCCAUCUAGAACCGGGGUCUGCAGACUACGUCCCGCAGCCAAAUAUGGCCCACUGCCUUUUUUUGUAAGGCCCACAAGCCAGAAGAGUUUUUACUUUUGUUUAAUAGUUGAAAAAAUUCAAAAGAAUAAUAUUCUGUGGCAGGUGAAAAUUACAUGAAAUGUAAGUAUCUAAAAAAUAAAAGUUUAUUGGAAC
Messenger RNA from Physeter macrocephalus (sperm whale), 1340 nucleotides. RefSeq names its product sorting nexin 15 (gene SNX15). The record is from RefSeq and is a predicted model, not a curated record. The transcript is spliced from 6 exons. The annotation marks the transcript as partial. NCBI's taxonomy places the organism in Eukaryota, Metazoa, Chordata, Mammalia, Artiodactyla, Physeteridae. Gene Ontology annotation, molecular function: phosphatidylinositol binding.